CGAUGCGUCCUCAGCCGCGGGGACGGAGGCGGACAAGGAGCAGGGAGGAGGGUGCAGCGGGGCCUCAGAGAGCAGCGAGGUUCUGCGGGGCCGCCGGGACAGAGAAGAGCCCGAGCACAGCCAGGGGCUCCCCAGCCUCGGCGCUUUUGGGGACACACGCACAGGGCCCCCCGGGAGGGCCCGCGACAGGUGAUGCUGAUGCUGCUCGUCCGGGGAACACACUUUGAGAACAACUGGUCUAAACUGAUUCCCCCAGCAGCCCUAGAUGGUGGGAGCACUGCAGCCCUAGCGAGCGAGCCCCCGGAGCCCGACUCCGGGGUGCCUGACUCCGGGGUCCCCUGGCGGCGGAGCGACGAGGCGCUGCGCGUGAACGUGGGCGGCGUGCGGCGGCGGCUGAGCGCGCGCGCCGUGGCGCGCUUCCCGGGCACGCGGCUGGGCCGCCUGCAGGCCGCGAGGUCGGAGGAGCAGGCGCGGCGCCUGUGCGACGACUACGACGCGGCGGCGCGCGAAUUCUACUUCGACCGGCACCCGGGCUUCUUCCUGAGCCUGCUGCACUUCUACCGCACCGGCCGCCUGCACGUGCUCGACGAGCUGUGCGUCUUCGCCUUCGGCCAGGAGGCCGACUACUGGGGCCUGGGCGAGAGCGCUCUGGCCGCGUGCUGCCGCGCGCGCUACCUGGAGCGGCGCGUGGCGCGGCCGCGCGCCUGGGACGAGGACAGCGACACGCCGAGCAGCGUGGACCCGAACCCUGACGAGAUCUCCGACGUGCAGCGCGAGCUGGCGCGCUACGGUGCUGCACGCUGCGGCCGCCUGCGCCGCCGCCUCUGGCUGACCAUGGAGAACCCGGGCUACUCGCUGCCCAGCAAGCUCUUCAGCUGCGUCUCCAUCGGCGUGGUGCUCGCCUCCAUCGCCGCCAUGUGCAUCCACAGCCUGCCCGAGUACCAGGCCCGCGAGGCGGCGGCCGCCGUGGCCACAGUGGCCGCGGGCCGCAGCGCGGAAGACGUGCGCGACGACCCGGUGCUGCGACGCCUGGAGUACUUCUGCAUCGCCUGGUUCAGCUUCGAGGUGUCGUCGCGCCUCCUGCUGGCGCCCAGCACGCGCAACUUCUUCUGCCACCCGCUCAACCUCAUCGACAUCGUGUCGGUGCUGCCCUUCUAUCUCACGCUGCUGGCCAGCGUGGCGCUGGGGGGCAACAACCACGGCGGCACGAGCGGCGAGGAACUCGGCCACCUGGGCAAGGUCGUGCAGGUGUUCCGCCUCAUGCGCAUCUUCCGUGUGCUCAAGCUGGCGCGCCACUCCACCGGGCUGCGCUCGCUGGGCGCCACGCUCAAGCACAGCUACCGUGAGGUGGGCAUCUUACUGCUGUACCUGGCCGUGGGUGUGUCAGUGUUCUCCGGCGUGGCCUACACAGCUGAGAAGGAAGAGCACGUGGGCUUUGACACCAUCCCAGCUUGCUGGUGGUGGGGCACAGUGAGCAUGACCACCGUGGGCUACGGGGAUGUGGUGCCGGUGACAUUGGCUGGCAAGCUGGCAGCCUCGGGCUGCAUCCUAGGGGGCAUCCUGGUGGUAGCGCUCCCCAUCACCAUCAUCUUCAACAAGUUCUCCCACUUCUACCAGCGCCAGAAGGCUCUGGAGGCAGCUGUGCGUAACAGCGGCCACCGAGAGUUUGAGGACUUGCUGAGCAGUGUUGACGGGGUGUCAGAUGCGUCUCUGGAGACAUCCCGAGAGACCUCUCAGGAGGGAAGGUCUGCAGACCUGGAGGCCCCCAGUGAGUCUCCAAAGCCACAGAUUUAUUAAAACCAGGGCUCCAUGACCCCUUCCCAUGCCCCUGCAGUCAGCUGGAACAGAGCAGAGAUUCCUCCCUCUUAAGUUCUUCGUGGUAGUGAACCUCUCAGGACCACUCAUGCUGGCCUGAGAAAUGAGACUCAGAGGCUGCAUAUCUUCCUCCCAAGGCCUGGGGCAGGAGAUGGUAAUACCUAGAUUCUGCGAGAUUCUGAGAGCAGCCUGGAAGCCGUCCACGAAGGAGGCAUGAGCCGGAGGGAGAAAGUCGAAAGGAUGCCAGUGAUUCCUGGGCACCUCCUAUAUAUUGCCAGUGUUUGGCCCUGUGUUGGAGGAUGAGAAUUAUCCCCAUUUCAGAGAUGAGGAAACCGAGGCUCAGAGGAGCAACGACUCACCCAAACCCACACAAUAGAAGUGGCAGAGUCAAGUCUGGAAUCCAGGCUUGUUGGUCUGCUGGAACCCGUGCUCCAUCAACUCCCUCUUUCUUCUGACCUCAUGAAGUUUGC
Molecule: messenger RNA, 2285 nt
Organism: Propithecus coquereli (Coquerel's sifaka)
Lineage: Eukaryota; Metazoa; Chordata; Mammalia; Primates; Indriidae
Gene: KCNS1
Product: potassium voltage-gated channel, modifier subfamily S, member 1
Exons: 4
Coding region: 193-1797 (534 amino acids)
Biological process (GO): regulation of delayed rectifier potassium channel activity; protein homooligomerization; potassium ion transmembrane transport
Cellular component (GO): membrane; voltage-gated potassium channel complex
Molecular function (GO): delayed rectifier potassium channel activity; protein binding
Source: RefSeq, a predicted model, not a curated record